This is a messenger RNA of Parathielavia appendiculata, 2097 nucleotides long. RefSeq lists its product as uncharacterized. The transcript is spliced from 3 exons. The record is from RefSeq and is a predicted model, not a curated record. Gene Ontology annotation, cellular component: cytoplasm. The coding region runs from base 335 to 1738 and encodes 467 amino acids. Lineage: Eukaryota; Fungi; Ascomycota; Sordariomycetes; Sordariales; Chaetomiaceae.
CUCUGGGCCUCGAACAGAUGCGGCACGAGACACCCCGCCAACAUCUUUAGCCGAUAAAGGCGAGCCUUUUACCUACGGUAGCCCGGUGUCUCUCUGAUUAUGGGGACAGUUCAAGCGUUGCUGCAAACCUCGGAGGUCGUACAAAGCUGUCUGCCGCUCUCCCUCUUUCCAUCCAGAUGCGUUUCACCUCUGGGCGAAAAACGGACUUUGGCCAACAAAGAUCAGAAACAUCAAAAGGUUCCGCCCUUCCAGGUUGAGUUCCUUCUUCGAAUCUCCGCUACCUUAACAGGCCCCCGCUGAAGACACCCGCCGUUUGCCCCACCCUUGCGCUUAAAUGGACGACAGGGAUUACGACGAGAUCGCUGGCGACAAGCAAUGGGCUUCGAAAUACAUCCUUGGCCCUCUCUACGACCCAGAGCCGAGUCAAGUCUGCGCAACUCGCUGUAAACCCCUUCCGACUCCGCCAGAGUCCGCAAGCCCUACCCGUGCAAAGUUCCCUCAGCGAGGCCAGAGCCCGGCUGACGACCCCGACGAAGAGCCGCCGUUCCUCCGCCGAGUUUUGAGCCGGAGGAACAGUUCACGAACUAAACCGCUUCCCCCUUCUCCCCCACGUUCCAAGUAUCCGCCUCUUUCCGGGUUGGAACUUAAGCGUUCUCUCUAUACCGCCAGCCCUCCGCAGACUCGCUGGAACCAGGGCACCAUCCUCAGCCGGGCCAACAGCGUAUCUACCUCCAGACCCAGCCUGAAUACUAUGGCGGCAGUAGGAAACGACACCAGACCGCGGCAACGCGCCGUUUCGCUUACUGAGCGCUAUCCCGGCGACCGGUCCCACAGGCCCCUUGAAAUGCUCACCCAAGAGCACAUGGCAAGGGAAGGAGGGAAAGAGGCCUUCCCACGUCGGUCUGCAUCCCUGAGGGAGCGCUACCCAGGCGACAUGUCCCACCGGCCGCUGGCCAUCCUAACCCGGGAGUACCGCGCGGCAGACCGGGCGCCGCACUUGCACAAUCACCGCCGCCAGCAGCCCAGCGAUACCAUCGACACGCUGGACGCCACCGGGCCUGUCCCCGGUGUGACGUACCAUCACGGCGGCCCCUUCGACGCCGCAUCAAAGGAGCGCAACAUCAACAAAAAGUACGCCCCUGUCGAGGCCGUCAUGGACACCAACAUCGAAGCCCUCAAGGCCACUCCCGCCGAGUACGUACAGGAUUCGCUUACGAAACAUGUCCCGCUCCAGGGAACCGCUGUUGUCCCACCGGGGAUGCAGGACCUGGGCGGGCGGACCAUGCACUAUGAGGAGGGGCCAGACCUGAUGCGCGAGGAGGACGCCCCUGGUGGGCCGUAUAAGCGGUGGGAUCACCUUCGUUACCGCGACGACGAUCUCAAAGGCAAAGGAGAGCCUGCAUUCUCCUUGGAGCAAGACCGGGAGCACAAGUCGCGAGGGAAGCGCCAUGCUGCUUCGCACUUCAACGGCGGAAUUGUCUACUAUGAGAUGCAGCCCACGUUCUCGUUCCGUGACCAUCACUCCAGCGGUGACGGCAAGCACAAGGAGGGAGGGACGCACGUCCGUCAGCGGAGCGUCAGCAACGGCGCCCAGCUGCUGCCCGAUGUGGAUGAGGCCUCGGCAGGGCCGUCUGGGUUGCAGCGGAGCAACACCACGGGUAAGAGCUUGGCGCAGAGUCUGAAGCGGCGCUUCGGGAGUCUGAGGAAGAAGCGGCCUUCAGAAGAGGUGGGGUAUUGAUUUGAACCGAGUGGCCUGCGCUCGUUUAGGUGGAAGCAAGGUUUGAGUUAGGAUAUAUUGGUAUGUUUCCUGUUCGGCGUGUUUCAUUUUGUCUGUCUGUUUUCAUAACUAUGAUAUAGACGGAGAGGAGUUGGUUAGGAUAUGGGCCAAAGGGGUUACUACAAGAUUUAUGGGGUACAUGUGCAGCACGCGAUGUGUUAAGCGAAUAUCUUUCACACUCCUUUCUGAGCGAAUACCAUUGUGUAAGAAUGUAUAGGAGUAUAUGCGGAGGCAGCAUUGCUUGCACUACAGUAACGCUGUACUCGCCAAGACAGAAGAAGCAAGAAAUAUGAUCACGCUGCCUAUCAAUUCAACCUGCU